UCUGAAGUAUCGAAACAAGCGGCAGAUAUGAUACUAUUGGACGACAAUUUUGCCACAAUUGUGAUCGGAGUGGAAGAGGGGAGACGUAUAUUCGACAACAUGAAGAAGACUGUGUCCUACAUAAUGGCCGGCAGUGUCACCACAUUAUACCCGUUCGUGGUGUACGUGAUAUUCGGCUUUCCUCUGGCCAUCGGCACCGUCACAGUGCUGUUGAUCUGUUUGGGCACAGAUAUGAUGCCGGCCAUAGCGCUCGGCUACGAGAAGGCCGAGUCGGACAUAAUGCUGUUGCGACCGCGCAAUCCCAAGACCGACAAACUGGUCACCGCUCAGCUCCUGCUUCGGGCGUAUCUACUCAUUGGCCUAAUCGAGACGAGCGCCGGAUUCUUCGGCUAUUUCCUCACCUUUUUGCACGAGGGCUUUGAGCCAACCCUUCUGUGGCAGUCGCGCAUCGCCUGGGAAAACACCAGUCUCAACAUGACCAAUUCAUAUGGACAGGUUUUUACUUUUAAGCAAAGAGAAGAGAUCCAAAUGGAGGCUCAAAGCGCUUAUUUCAUUGUCAUUGUUGUCGUCCAAUGGAUUGAUGUAAUCGUUUGCAAGACUAGACGUCUGUCGAUAUUUCAACACGGAUUUGACAAUCACUUCCUGACAUUCAGUCUGAUCUUCGAGACGGCUUUGUCUGUAUUCUUCUGCUAUACGCCUAAAGUGAAUGAAGUGUUGUCUCUGAGACCAGUGAAGGGCUGGGUUUGGUUGUCAGCGAUUCCCUUCUUCUUCUUAAUCUUCAUUUUCGAUGAAACGAGAAAAUGGUUUAUCAGAAGACAUCCCUUCAACUUCUUCGCCAAGGAAUUGAUCGUUUGA
Medioppia subpectinata is the source of this 855-nucleotide messenger RNA. NCBI's taxonomy places the organism in Eukaryota, Metazoa, Arthropoda, Arachnida, Sarcoptiformes, Oppiidae. The record is from the annotation of a GenBank genome assembly.